Messenger RNA from Rhineura floridana, 2792 nucleotides. It is a transcript of the gene TMTC4, whose product is annotated as transmembrane O-mannosyltransferase targeting cadherins 4. Gene Ontology annotation, cellular component: endoplasmic reticulum. The coding region runs from base 356 to 2578 and encodes 740 amino acids. NCBI's taxonomy places the organism in Eukaryota, Metazoa, Chordata, Lepidosauria, Squamata, Rhineuridae. The transcript has 19 exons. Gene Ontology annotation, biological process: protein O-linked glycosylation via mannose; endoplasmic reticulum unfolded protein response. The record is from RefSeq and is a predicted model, not a curated record. Gene Ontology annotation, molecular function: mannosyltransferase activity; protein binding.
CGGCGGCUCCUCCCUCGUCCCGGCCCAUCCCCUGGUCCCGCGGUUCCAGCAGGAGAGCGGAGAUAGGAGUUCCGCGCUCGGGUGGGAGAUGUCGCUCGGGCUCCUUCUAGCUGCAGAGUUGUUGGUAUCGUCUCCCACCCCCGACCCGCUGGGAUCCUUCCAGUCCCACCUCGGUUCCGAGCAACGCGCUACCUGCUUUCUACACUGUGGGGCCGGGUGUAAGAGAGGGAAUGGAGGGCACUGUCCUAAACAUCUCACGAAGGAAAUAAACCCCAUUAAACUUAGCGGGACCGGCUUCUGAAUUUGCAACCAGCAUAAUGUUGGCGCUCCAAAUUUUGGAGAAGUAUUGUACAGAAUGGCACAAGCAGAAGUUAACCUGGACCAUGACAUACUGCUACUGUCCCUUCCGACACAAUGGGCUAAAAGUGUCGUGGGGCUCCUUUCCUUCAUCUGCUUUGCAAACAGCUACAAUGGAGACUUUGUCUUUGAUGACUCUGAAGCUAUCAUCAAUAAUAAGGACCUCAGGGCAGAAACCCCGCUUGGUGAACUGUGGCAUCAUGACUUCUGGGGAAGCAAACUUAGUAGCAAUACCAGCCAUAAAUCUUAUCGACCACUUACUGUAUUAACUUUCAGGAUUAAUUACCUUUUAGCUGGAGGCUUCUACCCAUUGGGCUUUCAUGUCAUCAAUAUAAUACUCCAUUGUGCCAUCUCUGUCUUAAUUGUUGAUGUCUUCUCAAUAUUACUGGGUGGGCUUCAGUACACCAAUAAAGGAAGAAGACUAAACUUUGUCCCCAAAUCAUCGCUGCUAGCUGCUUUGCUGUUUGCUGUGCAUCCAGUGCACACUGAAUGUAUUGCAGGGAUUGUUGGCAGAGCAGACCUGUUGUGCGCCUUGUUCUUUUUGUUGUCUUUCCUUGGCUACUGCAAGGCAUUUAGAGAAAGUAAAGAAGGAACCCAGUAUUCUAUUGCCUGGGUCUUGCUCAGUGUUCUCCUAGGUGCUCUGGCCAUGCUGUGCAAAGAACAAGGCAUCACAAUACUGGGUUUGAAUGCUCUUUUUGAUGCUGUGGUGAUUAACAAGCUCAAUAUUUUGGACAUUGGUUUGAAGAUACUACGCAAAGACAAGUCACUGGAGAGCCUGGUGGUGUUUAGAAAAGGACUUAUUUUCAGGAUGACUCUUCUGUUAUCUGGAGGAGCCACCAUGCUAUAUGUGCGUUGGCGGAUUAUGGGCACAGGGCCACCAGCAUUCACUGAAGUAGAUAACCCAGCUUCAUUUGCAGACAGUAUAUUUGUGAGGGCUAUAAACUAUAAUUACUACUAUUCGUUGAAUGCCUGGUUGCUGCUGUGUCCCUGGUGGCUGUGUUUUGAUUGGUCAAUGGGCUGUGUGCCCCUUAUUAAAUCAGUCAGUGACUGGAGAAUAAUUGCACUAGCAGUUCUUUGGUUCUGCCUAAUUGCUCUGAUGUGCCAAGCCUUGUGCUCUGAAGACAGCCAGAAGAGAAGAAUCCUGACAUUGGGACUGGGAUUUCUCAUUAUCCCUUUUCUUCCUGCAAGUAACCUGUUCUUUCGAGUUGGAUUUGUUAUUGCAGAAAGAGUAACCUACCUCCCCAGUAUUGGCUUUUGCAUGCUGAUUACAUACGGAUUCAGUUUAUUGAGCAAACAAGCUAAAAACAAGAAACUGCUUGUUGCUGCUCUGCUGGGCCUCUUGCUGGUAAAUGUAUGGCGUUGUAUUGUCCGCAGUAACCAGUGGAGAUCUGAAGAGCAACUUUUUAGAAGUGCUUUGUCUGUAUGUCCACUGAAUGCCAAGGUUCAUUACAAUGUUGGCAAAAACUUGGCUGAUAAAGGCAACCAAACUGCUGCAAUCAACUAUUACAGGGAGGCUGUCAGAUUGAAUCCUAAAUACGUGCACGCUAUGAACAACCUGGGAAAUAUCUUAAAAGAAAGGAAUGAACUCCAUGAAGCUGAAGACCUUCUGUCGCUAGCUGUACAAAUACAGCCUGAUUUUGCAGCAGCAUGGAUGAAUCUAGGAAUAGUGCAGAAUAGCUUAAGGAGGUAUGAAGAAGCAGAGCAAAGCUACUGGACUGCAAUUAGACACAGAAAAAAAUACCCAGAUUGUUACUAUAAUUUAGGACGCUUGUAUGCUGAUCUAAAUCGCCACAUAGAUGCAUUGAAUGCAUGGAGAAAUGCCACUGUUCUGAAACCACAACACAGUUUGGCUUGGAACAAUAUGAUUAUAUUGCUUGAUAACACAGGUAACUUGGCACAAGCAGAAGCUGUUGGGAGAGAGGCUUUAGAAUUAAUACCCAAUGAUCAUUCUCUUAUGUUUUCACUGGCAAAUGUAUUGGGGAAAUCACAGAAAUACAAGGAAUCUGAAGCUUUGUUCCACAAGGCAAUUAAAGCCAAUCCAACUGCAGCCAGUUACCAUGGCAAUUUGGCUGUGCUGUACCAUCGCUGGGGAAAUCUUGACUUAGCCAAGAAACACUAUGAAAUCUCUCUGAAGCUUGACCCCACAGCAGCUGGGACUAGGGAAAACUAUAGUCUUUUAAAAAGGAAACUGGACCAACUGAAAAAAAAGGGCGAUGUCUGAGGUUUCUUCUCAGGCUUUGAAUGCAUGCUGCCUCCCAUUUAUUGGUAACAUGGCUACUAAUCACCAGGGAGAAGCAUUCAGUCACACUGUCAUUAAAAAACACAACCACCAUCCAAUAAUGAUAGCACCAGCAACGGAUAUUCAAAUAUUUCAUGGAAUCUAGCAUCAGAAGUAAAUUUCUUUACAAAAAUAAAAAUCAAUCUUGGUUUAGAAA